This is a messenger RNA of Debaryomyces fabryi, 522 nucleotides long. RefSeq lists its product as uncharacterized. Gene Ontology annotation, molecular function: potassium ion transmembrane transporter activity. Lineage: Eukaryota; Fungi; Ascomycota; Pichiomycetes; Serinales; Debaryomycetaceae. Gene Ontology annotation, cellular component: membrane. The record is from RefSeq and is a predicted model, not a curated record. The transcript has a single exon. Gene Ontology annotation, biological process: potassium ion transmembrane transport. Bases 1 to 522 code for a protein of 173 amino acids.
AUGAGUAAUCAAAGAAAUCCAGAGAGUCAGCGUGGUUCGGUUGAAAUAGACUCUGUAUCCAUCAAUUCUAGUCCAUCUGGCACAAGAGAAGAAGAUAAUGACUUAGCUGACGAGGAAUCUCAAACAGUUGAAUCGAAUGACUCAAAUAUUAAACAGAAAUCAUGGAGAAACGUUCUCUUCUUAAGUUUCACUUCAUUAGGUGGGAUCUACGGAGACCUUGGUACAUCUCCCUUGUAUGUUUUGAAUUCAAUUGAAUAUGCAAAUUCUCCUCCAAGUCAAAGUGAUAUUUAUGGAGCUAUAUCAUUAAUUUUUUACGUUUUCACGUUUAUUGUUAUCUUGAAGUAUGUUAUGAUAGUAUUGUUCAUCGGUCCUAACAAUGGUGAAGGUGGCCAAGUUGCUAUUUAUGCAAAGAUUGCCAGAGCUUUAAAGAUAGGUCCGAAGGGAGUUACUAUACCAGGAACUACAGAAACGUCUGAUUUAGAACUAUUGUCGAGACAAGAGACAUCUAGAAGCUUCAUUUGA